UCGCAAAGAGUCGGACACGACUGAGCGACUGAACUGAACUGAAGACUAGCGCUGUUCAUGCAUUUACAAGAAACUGUGCUCUCAGUCGUUUCAGCCGUGUCCCACUCUUUGCGACCCCAUGGACUGUAGCCCACCAGGCUCCUCUAUGGGAUUCUCCAGGCAAGAAUACUGGAGUGGGUUGCCAUUUCCUACUCCAAAACUGUGUGCUAUUAUAAAAGAAAAAUGAACCGGUAAAGAUGCAUUGGAGGGAAGGUAGGGCAGAUACUUGCGGAUGCGAUGCGGGAAACCCGAACUUGAGAUGCACUGAGGUGUUCUCUCUCCCUCACCUCUCUCCCUCCCCUCUUGUGACUAAUGAGCUGAGUCCUUUCUCCAACUUUACGUGAUUUCCCCGUGAACUAGUGGCAGUAUUUUCCUACAUAAAUUUGUCACGAGACUCAACAGCGUUCAUGUUCAUAUCCUCGUAACAGAUUGUGUUUAAAGUCUUAACAGGUUUCUCACCUUUUAGGGUUCAGAUUUACUAUCCACUCGGGGUGUGUGACCUGUACUUUUGCAAUCUUCCAAAUAGUUCUUUGGCGGAGACCCUGUCUUACUUUAUUCUUGUACUCUUGGAUGCUGGAGAAUCAGAGAUCAGUUGCCUAACACCGGGUGACGGGGUAGGGGCUGGGGUAUGGCAGCGCAUCUUUGCGCAUGCGCCAGCCCGGACCCUUGCUUACCCAGUCACCCGCUCCCCCUCCCCCAUUGGAGUAGAUUGGCGAGGAUUUGGCUUUUGAAGGCCUUCAAAACACAAUUUACAUUUGUAUAGUGAAGACGGAGUUCCUAGCAACCACUUUGCAAGUGAACCUUGGGAGUUCAGUCUUUCUGCAAUGGAGACAGUUUUUAAAACAAAAAACACCCCCCCCCCCCCCCCGUCUUUUAAUGACAGUAUGCUGCAGUAUGUGACAGCCAGUGUUUUAAAGUACGGGCCCUUUAGUCUCCCCAUAGUUUUGUCGUUAGAUUUUGCAAGCGUUUCUUUGAAAGCUAGAUGACACUGUCAGUAAACGCCAAAAUAACGGCUGUCGCUUGAAUCAACCGGUGUUACUCUAGUGUGAUGCCAGGACCGGUUCUUGCCGGCUUUCUACGCGGGCGGCGGGUGCUUAUUGGUUAACUGAGAGGGGCGGGGCCGCUAGGCCGCCGCUAGAGCGCAUGGGUAGCGUCUUCCUCCGCCCUGGGUGACCCCUGCAGUUUCCGUUAUUGUCGGAAACGUCGCGAAGACCGUUACCUGAGGGCUGCCCGCCGCCGACAUGGCCGAUGAAAAUUAUUCCCUGAGGGAAGCCGACGAGACUAGAGCGCCGGCGGUGGUGACCAUCCCCAGUAGUGCGUACUUUCUGAAGCAGGUGGAGGAGGAGGAGGAGGUGGAAGCUUUGAAGGUGGAAGUGGCAGCGGCGUCUGACUCGGAACCUGAUACCUCCUCUGACGACCUGAGCUGCGGGAAGGCCGACAUCGACCCCAGCCUGCUGGAGCGGGUGGAUGAAGAGAAAUGCCGGAGUAUCCGCAAGCAGUAUCGGCAGCUCAUCUAUACCGUCCAGCAGAACCGUGACGACCUAGUGAACACGGCGAGCGACUCCUUAACCGAGGCUCUCGAGGAAGCCAAUGUCCUGUUUGAUGCAGUGAGUCGAACAAGAGAAGCGGCUCUCGACUCUCAGUUUCUUGUUUUGGCUUCUGAUUUGGGUAAAGAAAAAGCAAAGCACCUGAACUCUGACAUGAACUUUUUUAAUCAGGUGGCGUUUUGUGACUUUCUGUUUAUAUUUGUGGGUCUAAAUUGGAUGGAAGAUGACGGACGUGAUCCGUUGAAUAACUGUGACGAUAACAUAGCUCUUUCCUUCUGGGAGACAGUACAGAAGGAAGCGACAUCGUGUAUAUCACAAGCUGAAACGUUCCACUUUCUUUUUGGUUCGUUCAAACCAGAGUCUGCCACGCGAAAGCCGCGACGUAAUCAUCGGAGAAAAGUUCAGAAAAUGGAAGAGAAUGGGGUUAUGCCUACAAAGCUGAGGAAGCUGGAUCUGAGUGGUAAUCAAGAAGCCACAGAAAAAGAAGUAGAAAGAAUUUUGGGAUUGUUGCAAACGUACUUUCGAAAGUAUCCUGAUACUCCUGUGUCUUAUUUUGAGUUUGUGAUUGAUCCAAACUCUUUCUCUCGUACUGUGGAGAAUAUAUUUUAUGUUUCUUUCAUUAUAAGGGAUGGUUUUGCAAGAAUAAGGCUUGACCAAGACAGGCUGCCAAUAUUAGAGCCAAUUAAUAUUAACCUAGCCGGUGAGGGAAAUGAUCCCAGUUUCCACAGCAGGAAACAGGGAGUUAUAUCUUUGAGUUUACAAGACUGGAAAAAUAUUGUGGCAGCUUUCGAAAUUUCGGAGGCUAUGAUCACAAACUCGUACUAAAGAUUUUUGUUCUUAGCAUAGGAUGCAGUUUUGUUUAUUUUCUAAAGCAUAACAUAGUGAAGAGUAAAAUCCAAACAGAAGCACAUACUGUAUUUCUUGUGAAACAUAUUUUCAAGAAAAUAAGUUGAUUUACUGUGCGUUGUAUUUUUCUUGGUAGUUCUAUAAAGUCAUUAUAUUCUGUUGCUUAAGAAAUUCACUGGCGUGUUCAUGCAAAAAAUUUUUUGACUGCUCCUUAAGGCUUUAUUAAUAACUGAAUUCCAUAAAAUAAAAGGUGUUUAAUAGUUUAAAAAAAA
Messenger RNA from Bubalus bubalis (water buffalo), 2704 nucleotides. It is a transcript of the gene EID3, whose product is annotated as EP300 interacting inhibitor of differentiation 3. The record is from RefSeq and is a predicted model, not a curated record. Gene Ontology annotation, cellular component: Smc5-Smc6 complex; nucleus. Lineage: Eukaryota; Metazoa; Chordata; Mammalia; Artiodactyla; Bovidae. The transcript has a single exon. Gene Ontology annotation, biological process: DNA repair. The coding region runs from base 1281 to 2411 and encodes 376 amino acids.